CAAAGUUAAAAACAGAGCUUUUAGCAGGUUGCUUGCUCAAAUACUCUGCGACUUACCUACCUUCUCCCGCGUUGUUGUUUUACUCUUCCCGUCCGUAAACGCUGAGAGAAGUGUGAAAACUCUUAUUAUUGCACUCAUUUAUUCUUAAGCAUUUCCGCUCGAGCUCUUUAAUUCAGUUAAGUCAUUUGUUGUGUGUUGUCUUAGCUGAUACCGUGCAGCACAACAAGGGUUUCUUGUUUUCCACUCUAGCACGUGGCAUUUGUCAAAAGACUGCUAUACUAAAUUACUUGUUCCGCAGACGUUUGGCUUGCUGUUUUUGUUGUUGUUGGGGGGUGGGGGGGUUGUUGCAGCUGAAGCUUGACAGGAGGAGCUCACCGCAAGGAUUUUAAUCGAGCAUUUGCAACGCGCCAUGGCGACCGAAGUGGAUACGUGGACCUCCGCUCCAAAAGCCGACGGGGUGUUCUCUUUCGAUGAAAGCUUGGCAGACGCUAACCAUCCCUACACCGUUGACGAUGACUUGCUGAACGAGGCAGAGGUGAACGGGAACUGGACGCCUCAGGAGAAAGCACUCCACGAGGCACGACUCAAAGCCAAAGCUAAGCGUCGCCUGCGCAAGUCCUCCUCCCGCAACUCUACCAGCGAGUCUUUCUCUGAGUCAGGAGAAUUGUCCGGAAGUGACCCACACAGCCCAAAGGGCAAAGUCGGCACCAGUGACCGCAAAUCCAGGACGGGCAAAGGCAGAGGCCUGCCAAAAAAAGGUGGGGCAGGUGGUAAAGGAGUUUGGGGGGCUGCUGGGAUGGUUUAUGAAGAUGAGGAACCUGAUAUGCAGGACCCUAACUACGAUGAGUCUGCUCAGGGGGACACAGUUUAUGCAACAGUUGUGCCAGAGGUGGAUGAGAAGGAACUAGAAAAAAUGGUCAACCCAAUUGUACAGGAGUACUUUGAACAUGGAGACACAAAAGAGGUCCAGAUGUUGCUAAAGGGACUCAACCUGGGCCAACAUAAGUACGAGUUCUCCUCCCUGGCUGUGUCCCUGUCCCUCGAAGGCAAGGCCAGCCACAGAGAGCUGACCUCCCGCCUGCUGUCUGAUCUGUCGGGCAAGAUGGUGUCACAAAGUGAAAUGGCACGCGCCUUUGACAAGAUACUGAAAGAGCUGCCAGACCUCAUACUGGACACACCGGAGGCUCCACAGAUGUUAGGCCAGUUUAUAGCCAGAGCCAUAGCGGACCACGUCCUCCCAAUGUCAUUCCUGGACUGUUACAAAGGCAAAGUGGAUUGUGAUCAUGCCAGAGUGGCUUUAGACCGUGCCGAAGUGCUGCUGAACAUGAAGAGGGAGAUGGUUCGUCUAGAUAACGUGUGGGGUGUGGGUGGAGGCCUGAGACCUGUCAAACAUCUCGUCAAAGAGAUGAACCUCCUGCUCAAGGAGUACCUGAUAUCAGGAGACGUGGCAGAGGCAGAGCAUUGUCUGCGGGACCUGGAAGUCCCACACUUUCACCAUGAGCUGGUCUAUGAGGUGGUAGUGAUGGUGCUGGAGUCAAAAGGAGACACAGCUAGUCAUAUGAUGAUAAAGCUGCUGCAGUCCUUCUGGAAAACCGGUCUUAUCACUGUGGAUCAGAUGAACAGGGGUUUCCAGCGUGUCUAUGACGAGCUCCCGGAAAUCAACCUUGACGUGCCACAUGCCCAUUCUAUCAUGGAGACCUUUGUUGACCUCUGCUACCAAGAGUCUGUCAUCACCAAACAGCUGAGGGAUGCCUGUCCAGCCAGAGGACGGAAGCGUUUUGUAAGUGAAGGAGAUGGAGGUGCGAUUAAGAACUAAUCCACAAGAGGAAGAGCAGAUUAGGAGGCGGAAGAGGGGUGUCAACAGGUUCUUACCCCUGGUUUCCGCUCCAGCAUGUUUUCCCCUGGAUAUGGCUUGCUGGCAGUCUAAAGUUUUCUUGUUUCUCUCCUGAUAAUGUUGUCAUUACACAAACCAACAUUGAAGUUCGGUGAAAGUAGACUGAAGAGUUGCCCAGACGUUCAGUAAUUAUCAUCAUCAUUGUUGUUCACUGUUUUAGACAUUUUCUUUGUUCAUAAAAAAAAAAAAGGAACUAUUUUUGGGGUUGAUGUGCCCCCCUUGGCUCCGUCUUUGUACCUGUUUCUCAAGAUUAAUUUGAGUCAAAGCUGCAUAAAGACAUGCUGGACAGGCCGGGGUAUGUGGGAGAUACACUUUGAUGUUUUGCCUCUUGCUUUGCUUCAGCUGUGUCUCCAUUUUUUCCAUGUAAAGUGCUAUAAAUGGGGAAAAAAAGCACUUGAAAGACAUACAGGAUAAUGCACAGUAAACAUUUAGGUUUAGCUCUUUGUUCUUGAGCUAAGUUACUUUCCAUUUUCAGACACAAAUUAUUUCAAGGACAACAAGCUUUCAAUGUUUGGGUACAAGUUUAUCUUUAUCCUUAAUUAACAGUUUAUUUUUAUUUUUUUUUCAUCUUUGAUCUCUUACGCCAAAUGUUCAUUUUAUAAAGCAAAGCAGUCAAAGCAAAACAUUUUUUGGCACUAUUUGGGUGGCUAUUUGAAACUUGCAUAAGGGCAUAUACACUUUGGAUUGGCCCUUUUCUUGAAAAAAAAAAAAAAUGAAUGAAAAAAAUUUGGGG
Molecule: messenger RNA, 2627 nt
Organism: Etheostoma cragini (Arkansas darter)
Lineage: Eukaryota; Metazoa; Chordata; Actinopteri; Perciformes; Percidae
Gene: pdcd4a
Product: programmed cell death 4a
Exons: 11
Coding region: 410-1816 (468 amino acids)
Biological process (GO): negative regulation of DNA-templated transcription
Cellular component (GO): nucleus; cytosol
Source: RefSeq, a predicted model, not a curated record